Apis laboriosa (Himalayan honeybee) is the source of this 472-nucleotide messenger RNA. RefSeq names its product 60S ribosomal protein L27 (gene RpL27). Gene Ontology annotation, cellular component: ribosome; cytosolic large ribosomal subunit. Gene Ontology annotation, molecular function: structural constituent of ribosome. The record is from RefSeq and is a predicted model, not a curated record. NCBI's taxonomy places the organism in Eukaryota, Metazoa, Arthropoda, Insecta, Hymenoptera, Apidae. The transcript is spliced from 4 exons. Bases 36 to 440 code for a protein of 134 amino acids. Gene Ontology annotation, biological process: translation.
UUUUAAUAAUAAUAAUUUAUUCUUAUAUCUUCAAAAUGGUGAAGAUUAUGAAAACAGGAAAAGUCGUAUUGGUCCUUAGUGGCCGAUAUGCUGGAAGAAAAGCUAUCAUCAUGCGUAACUAUGAUGAUGGAACUACAGAAAAACAAUAUGGACAUGCAAUGGUAGCUGGUAUUGAUCGAUAUCCACGUAAAGUACACAAAAGAAUGGGUAAAGCAAAGAUUCACAAACGUUCUAAGAUCAAACCAUUUGUGAAAGUAUUAAAUUAUAAUCAUUUGAUGCCAACAAGAUAUACUGUAGAUUUACAUUGGGAUAAAGUAACACCUAAAGAUCUUAAAGAUCCAAUGAAACGCAAGAAGAUACGAUUUCAAACUCGUGUUAAAUUUGAAGAAAAGUACAAAUCUGGUAAAAACAAAUGGUUCUUCCAAAAAUUACGGUUUUAAUUAAAUUUAAAUAAAUAUAAAAUUUACAAAUA